AGUGCAAUGCCAGCGGGGAAGGUACGUGUCUCUCACUCUCAAACACCGAACCCCACAUUCUAAAGUAACAACAACGCCGGAGAAUGACGUCACACUCCCACUACCCACCCGACCUAGACGCCGACUCCGUCUCCUCCUCCCCACGCUCCGACCACUUCCACGACGCGCCGCCCCGUGUCCGCUUCAUGUGCAGCUUCGGCGGCAAGAUCCUCCCCCGCCCCCACGACAACCAGCUCCGCUACGUCGGCGGCGACACCCGCAUCGUCGCCGUCUCCCGCUCUAUCACUUUCUCCGCCCUUAUUCUUAAACUCUCCAAACUCUCAGGCAUGAGCAACAUAACUGCCAAGUACCAGCUCCCGAACGAGGAGCUGGACGCGUUGAUCUCGGUCACCACGGACGAGGACGUGGAGAACAUGAUGGACGAGUACGACCGCGUCACACACAAUCAGAACCCGCGAUCGGCGCGGCUCCGGCUCUUCCUCUUCCCCGAAGGAGAAGACUCCCGCGCCAACAGCAUCAGCUCGCUCCUAAACGGCUCAGCCAACCGCGAAAACUGGUUCCUAGACGCUUUAAACGGCGGCGUUUCGGGCCUCGAACGUGGCCGCUCCGAAGCCUCCUCCAUGGUCUCCGAAGUACCCGAUUACCUCUUCGGGUUAGACAACUCGGAAGAAAUUACAAAUCACCAACACCAACGCGACCCGCGACCCAAACCCGUUCUCCAAGACAGCGUUUCCGUUACGGAUCCGGGUUCACCCGCCCCGGUUGUCUCGUCCCCUUAUUGUUCCACGUCAUCAGCGCCGCACGUGCCUUCUCUCCCGAACCUUCCCCAUGUUAAAACCAAACCUUUAAACUUAAACCCGGUUCCUGAUACACACUUCAAGGAAAAUCAACCCGAACCUGAAACCGAGCCUCAACCGAACCUCUAUCUAAAUCCAAAUAACCCUGUCAUUCACUAUCCUCCAGAAGCUGCUUAUUCGGUAAAUCCGGUUCCGGUUUUCUAUGUUUCCGGUCCGGUUCGACCGGGAACUGUUCCGGUUCCUAUGCAAACCCCUUACCCCUACGUUCAACAACCAUAUCAUGCUGUGAUGCCACCUCAGGUUCCAAUCGGGUACCAUCAUUUGGUUCCGGGUUCGGGUCAAUUAUAUGGGGCGGGCGUGAGGCACGUGACCCCACUGCAACCUUACAGCCCCUCCGCCGCGGUGGUUCAUGAUGGUUUGAAGCAGCAUGGGUAUCAUCCCGUGCCGAAUACCGGUUCGGUUCCGGUUCACCCGGUUACACCGAUGACGGGUUCGGUUGAACCGCAGAGAGGUGGAGCGGAGUUUGUGGCGGGUCGGGGCCCCAGCUCGUUAAAUAACUGAACCCGUUUUGCUUAGGGAAUGGAUGCUGAAUUAUUCCUAUGAUCAUGCAAAUGGGUAAUUCAUGUCUAUAGUACGUGCCUGUAUGCAAAUGGGAAAUGGGAAAUUUGAAUGCAUUACAAGCCAAAAAAUGGUAAUUACAUAAAAUUGUUUGAGAAAAUCAUUUCAAGUUGUAUAUUAAAAAGGAAAAAUGUUAAUAAAUUAUAUUUCAUUAUGCUACCAAUAA
Messenger RNA from Glycine soja, 1581 nucleotides. RefSeq lists its product as uncharacterized. Gene Ontology annotation, molecular function: protein binding. Lineage: Eukaryota; Viridiplantae; Streptophyta; Magnoliopsida; Fabales; Fabaceae. Bases 84 to 1358 code for a protein of 424 amino acids. The record is from RefSeq and is a predicted model, not a curated record. The transcript has 2 exons.